AUGCCGUCCGCAUCCGUCAAAAACCCAAACUGCAUCUCGCGCAACCGACAGCGAGCCCUCCGCGCCAAAGCCCGCAAGCACACCCAGCAAGCCGCCGCCUCGGCUCGCCUGCCCGACCGCGUCGCAAAGGCCGAUACGAAGCGCGGCGCACGAUCUGGCCUGCUCCCCACCAGCGGGCCCAACCGGCCCUUGAGCCGCAAGAAGGCCCGCAAGCUGGAGAAGCAGAUGGCGCAUGCCAUCAGGAGGAAGCGGGAUGAGGAGGAAAGGCAGUCCCAGGUCGGGAUGAAGGACGCCGAGGACAAGAGCUCCAAGAAGCAGCUCAAGACGGAGAGGAACGCGGCCAUGGAGGCGCUGGAGAAGAUGGAGAUCUCAUGA
Molecule: messenger RNA, 375 nt
Organism: Diaporthe batatas
Lineage: Eukaryota; Fungi; Ascomycota; Sordariomycetes; Diaporthales; Diaporthaceae
Exons: 2
Coding region: 1-375 (124 amino acids)
Source: RefSeq, a predicted model, not a curated record